Messenger RNA from Suricata suricatta (meerkat), 1038 nucleotides. Its product is annotated as granzyme B-like. Gene Ontology annotation, biological process: proteolysis. Gene Ontology annotation, cellular component: intracellular membrane-bounded organelle; cytoplasm. The record is from RefSeq and is a predicted model, not a curated record. The transcript is spliced from 5 exons. Bases 185 to 952 code for a protein of 255 amino acids. Lineage: Eukaryota; Metazoa; Chordata; Mammalia; Carnivora; Herpestidae. Gene Ontology annotation, molecular function: serine-type endopeptidase activity.
ACACCAUCAGACGGAGGGAGUGGGGGCAGGGAAGCUUUCAUAGAAAGUCACCGAAGCUCACCUUCAAAACCAGAGGGGAGUUCAGGGUCAACAAGCCCAUCUGCACCCUCCUCCUCUCCUGGGAGCUAAAAGAGAGCACAGAGAAAGCAGCAGCACUGCUGACCUGAGCAGCAUUCCUGGGAAGAUGCAGCCUCUCCUGUUCCUGCUGGCCUUUUUCCUGACUUCUAGGGCAAAGGCAGGGGAGAUCAUCGGGGGACAUGAGGCCAAGCCCCACUCGCGGCCCUAUAUGGCACAUUUGUUGAUUCAGGACGGGGAAGCGAAGACUAAGUGUGGUGGGUUCCUGAUACAAGAGAAGUUUGUGCUGACAGCCGCUCACUGCGGGGGCAGUACCAUCAACGUCACCCUGGGGGCCCACAACAUCAAGAAGCAGGAGAAGACACAGCAGAUCAUCCCCGUGAGAAGAGCCAUCCCCCACCCAGACUAUAAUCCAAAGAACUAUGCCAAUGACAUCAUGUUACUGCAGCUGGCGAAAAAAGCCAAGCUAACUGCAGCUGUGAGGCCCCUGGGCCUGCCCAGGGGCAAGUCCCAGGUGAAGCCAGGACAGGUGUGCAGUGUGGCUGGCUGGGGACAGGUGGCCAAAGGAAGAUACCCAGACACACUGCAGGAGGUAGAGCUGAUCGUGCAGGAGGAUCGGGAGUGCGAAUCCCGCUUCCCCAGACAUUACGACCACAACACUCAGCUGUGCGUGGGAGACCCAAAGGAAAAGAAGGCUUCCUUCAAGGGGGACUCUGGGGGCCCUCUCCUGUGUAACAGUGUGGCCCACGGCAUUGUUUCCUAUGGAAGUAACACUGGGGCACCUCCACGGGUCAAUACUAAAGUGACGAGUUUCCUGCCCUGGAUAAAGAAAAUGAUGAAAGGCCUCUACCUGCAGGAACCAGACUAUUUGCUCUGAAGCUGAUCUAGAAUCACACUGGGAAGGCUAGGAGGGAAGGGGCCAGCAAGCAAAUAAAUGUCUCUGAACGGAGUGUGAAGGGCUAA